This is a messenger RNA of Ornithodoros turicata, 3218 nucleotides long. RefSeq lists its product as uncharacterized. NCBI's taxonomy places the organism in Eukaryota, Metazoa, Arthropoda, Arachnida, Ixodida, Argasidae. The record is from RefSeq and is a predicted model, not a curated record. The transcript has 3 exons. The coding region runs from base 2679 to 3185 and encodes 168 amino acids.
UCAGCUCCCGGCUAGCUCAGUCAAGUUCACUCACCACCCGCCCUGUUCUCAGCUCGCUCACUCACGCUCACUCACCGUCCGCUCAACUCUCGACUCGCUCAUUCACGCUCACUUACCGUCCGCUCAGCUCUUGGAUCGCUCAGUCAAGUUCAUUCACCAUCCGCCCAGUUCUCAGCUCGCUCACUCACGCUCACUGACCAUCCGCUCAGCUCUCGUCUCGCUCAUUCACGCUCACUCACCGCCCGCUAAGCGUCUUGCAUUCUUAGGGCCCUUCCUUAUCUUCCAUCACCCCCGUGUGUCAACCGAGCGGAUGAACACGAAAUUGACAGCCGGAUAGCUGAUUCAAAGAGAUCAUUGGUGCACUGCUCAGCGCAAGAAAUAUGUAAACAGAAACCAAUUAAUUACUCGGGAAAAUCACUAAGUGUCGACGCAUUGUUUUCUGCAAUAUUUUUCGCUGAAGGUCCCGAUGCGUAAAACAGAGGUUCCGUAAUCGUGCGAAGUAAAAUUCGUGCGAAGUAAAAUUCGUGCGAAGAAGUUCGGAUGUUUAUUUAAUUAGUGAGCGUAGGCAAAUGGGCCGCUCACUACUCAGUUCAUAGCCCCACUGGCCACUCAGCCCCAGACUCGCGCACUCACGCUCUGUCACUGGCCGCUCAACUCUCGAAUCGCGCGCUCACGCUCACUCAGUGCGCACUCACGGUCACUUACUCACUGCACACUCAGCUCUUGGCUCGCUCACUCACGCUCAGUCACUACCCAUUCACUUCUCGGCCCGCUCAGUCAUGCUCACUCACAUCCAGCUCAGCUCUCGGCCCGCUCACUCACGCUCACUCACCGCCCGUUCAACUCACGGCUCGCUCACUCGGGUUCACUCAUGGUCCGCUCAGCUCUCGGCUCGCUCACUCAAACUCACUCACGCUCAGUUCAUUAGGCCAAUUGAGCGUGAGUGAGCAUGAGUGAGCGCGCUCAUGAGUGAGUUUUGCCGAGGUCUAGUCACAAUAACAGGAUGCAGCUUGCGCACGGUUUGCUUCGCAUUUUAGCCCCACAAACCACGCAGUACAACAUUGGAUGUCAGUCAAAUAUUGGGCCAACAUUGGCAAUGUCGGCAUAAAGUUGAACCAAGGAUGAAUCAAUAUUGGUCGAAUAUUUGGGCCAAGAUGUUGUGCUGCUUGAAAAAGGGCAGCUCGCGUGGCCUUGUGGUUAACGUGCUGUCCAGGUCACGCCAAGACCGGUUUGACUACCGGUGCCGGCGAUGCUGCCUGAGGUCUUAUAUUACAGCCUGAGCCUUAUAUAGCUGCCUGAGACAAAAUAAUCUCCCUCGAUUACUGUGUGUCUCGUCUGCCAUUGAUCGUCACCCCUUGACGGUCGCGCGUUCUUUACGUAACGACAAAUGACAGGCAAAGACACAAAGAAAUUGAGGUGUUUGCUGGGUUCUCCUCGGACGCUGUGAGACAUAUGUCGGCACACUUCCCUUCCCUCACAAGUCUGCCCUGGACGCAGAUUCCCCGGCACGGCUGUCAGAAUGUGUGUGCGCCUGUUUGCCGCUAUAUACGGUGUUGCUCGAAUGGAGGAACGCGACACCGCGGUGUUCCCAUAAUUAUUUCACAAACUCUACCCGUUGAUGGCUGAGAGGGGUGAACACCAUCCGUCUUGGUACCGAUAAAUGAAGAGGCGAAGUGCAGGAGAGGUCUCCUGUCGUUUUGUCCCAGAGAUAAAUUCUACAAGGCACGUCUCGCGUGUGUGUUUCUGCGUGUGCUUCGAGUCGCUUUAAUGCCGAAUCAACUUCACAAAGUGGGCUGUGUGGACUGUACGAGUGAAACGACAAAAAAGUACUGAAGUAACAAGAAUAUUAGACAGAAGAAGACCGAAAACAAAUUAUACGACGACAACGGAAUAACAGAGCAAGUCUCUGGAAAAGGCAGGUGACUAUAUCGGAUUAUGUACAGAACUCACUAUAUUCAUGCAUUUUCAUACAAACUAUGCCGCAGCGUUCCAAACAUGCGCUUUUAUGCAGCAUAGUACCCUUCUAAUCAGUUCCGAACCCGGUCAAAAACUGUCCCAUCGCCUAUUUUCAUCUCCCAGGUACGAAACGAAGACAUGCCUGUGCACGCAAGUCCACGUACUGCUAUCCCAACGAAGGCUUCUGAAGGGUGUUUGACAUGAUGUUUUGCAUUGGAUGUUUUGCAUGAGGGGUAUUUUGCGUGGGUAGUUCUGCCGGGCUACCUGGAUCUUUGAACAAGACCUGCGUUGCGCCUGUUCUUCGUCUUUAGGAAGAGGCAUAAUUAUUUUUGUAACGUCAUGCAACGUAGAUGAGAUAGGUGAAUUUGAAUUGAAUUUAACGGACCAAGCAGCUCUCGUGCGACACACAUCAAGGCUGUAAAACAGAGCUCAGCGCGAGGUCCCUUACCAGGCCUCUUUCAACAGCGAUAAAUGUUAAUGUUAAAUCAGGUCCGUAUAACGAAUUUGGUUGGUAUAUUUUGUUUACUUUUGACCGUACCGAUGUGCAGUGCAUGACUUAUGCACUGGAGAUUUACGUAUCUUUGCAUUUACGUUCAUUGGUGAAUCACGUUGCAGUUGCGUUGUGUGCGUAUUGUGUAUACCUUGCACCCAACGUCUAUGACUUGAUGGUGCUACAACCACAAGGAAAUAAUUGAAUUCGUGUUUCAACCAUCUCUUCCAGUAUGUUGCUUUACGGCAAGGACUGCGUUCCCCUUCGACUCGUAGAGAAAGGAUGCGAUGCUUGGAUUCUCGCAAGUUCCGAAGAAAUGUGGAGCAAGCGAAUAUUGGCUGCAUGUGACCCAUCGACCUCGAAGUGCGACGUUGCUCCGAAGUGCAGCGAAGAAACGGCGAUUGACGCCGACACUGAGUGCGGCAAAAAAUACAGACAGGAACAUGGACUUACUACUGUAAAACCUGACGGAAAGUCAGACGAUGCAGAUAUGAGCCCCGAGAUGCACAAACAACAGUGCUGUUCCAUGGAAUACAGUACGCAGUGCGUUCCCGAAGUACUCAAACGGAAAGGAUGCAGUGAUGAGAUUGCCGCGUCUUUCAUUGCACAGAGGAAGAAGCUAAUGGUGGUAAUGUGUGGAACGUCGAUGGGGCAUAUAAUACAUGCCAUGUGGACUUUGGCAACAUCGAUCUUUGUGAUGUCGGUGGUAACAAGCUGCUGUUACAAAAGCAUCUGCUAGAUUAACUUCCCAUUAAAAUAAUGAUUAUUGUCA